This is a messenger RNA of Pocillopora meandrina, 13443 nucleotides long. The record is from the annotation of a GenBank genome assembly. NCBI's taxonomy places the organism in Eukaryota, Metazoa, Cnidaria, Anthozoa, Scleractinia, Pocilloporidae.
AUGGCACUACUGGCUUGUUAUCUUCCGUACGGUUUAGUCACAGCUUUCAUUACGAUCACUGGAUUGAACACCCAGUCGAUUACCUUCGUGUGGUGUUUGACGGCAUCUUUGGUGUUAUCAAACUCGACUAUGAAUCCAUUUUUGUACUAUUGGAAGAUGAGAGAGAUGAGACAAGCAGUAAAGGACACGAUCAGAAAGUUUUGUUGCUUAUUAUGUCUCACGAAGCGAACCUGGAGUAUCACUUCUCGACGAGAUGUUAAACAUACCGGCUCUUUUGUUGGUUUCUCGGACAAUCAAGUUGUACUCGUGCGCACGUCUCAUUUCCGUCGAUUGUCGAGCCUUAUAAAAAGUGGAACUCAUCAUGAGUAGGGUUGUGGACUCCGGAAAACACAGUUUAUUGACUGCUGUCUUGUUACCUAUCACUUGCCUGUGUUUUUUGGAUUGUGAAAAACACAUACACUGUAAAUACACAUGCUAUACUACGGCUUCUGAAAGAAUCAAGAAACAAGGUUCCAUUCUGAACUUAUUACUUAUUCCGUGUUCGCGGCGGUGGGUGAUAACUGAAAAACCGAAAAUCUUAAGUUUUAGUCCUUUUCAGAAAUGUGAAAAGGCUGUGAUUAGUGCCUUGAUUGCAAAACGAAGACAGUUGUCAUGCUAUUGAAAUAAUGAAAAAAAAAAAAAAAGAAAAAAAGGAAAAGAAAAAGAAAAACCCGUGGCACCAGAGAAAGGACCGAUAAUUCGUUACCUGUUUUCUAAGGGCAAAUGGUACCCGUACUACUUGUGGUUAGAUUAUUGCUAAAGGUGCAAAACGCUUUUGAAACAUUCUUAAAUAAUUGAUCAAAAAACCUCAAUAUGGCAAUAAACAAAUGAGACUUAACUGUAGGUAACAUUCAAAUUACCCAUGAUUCCAAUUUCAAGUUUUCACAAAGAAUUGAAUCGUCCAAUCGAGGGCAUCUAACCCUAAUCAGUCACAUACGGAAUAGGCAGAGGCGAGAACGGUUUUAAUUUUACAGAGCAUUCUUGUAAAACUGAAGCGGCUACAGCACCAGCAUAGAGUUUAAGUCAUUCUUAGGUCAGGUACGUAGUUCCUUUGUCAAUACGAUAGCUUGAUUACAUAAAUUACUCAAGAGAACUUUUCAUCAAUUUAAACUGGAGACUAGAAAGGUUUUUUUUGUUUGUUUGUUUGUGUGUGGCACUACUCACGAAAAUAAUUAUUGACGAUGGCACACCUGGCGAUGUUUUAAGAAUUUCAAAACAACAACUUACAUUUGGUGAGGGGUGCUGAGUAACAUUCAAAUAACCUUUGAUCAAAUUAGCAAUCAAAAGCAAAUUUUCAAUCAAAAGAAUCCACUUUCCACAUAUACAUAAUAGCCAGCUGCGAGAACGGACUGUUUCAUCUCCUUGUUUGUAUGAGCACUCUAAUAACCAACAAACAGUAGAGAAAAAGAUCAAAGAAAAGCAAACUGCUUAAUCUUCCUGUUUAUCUGUGUUACAAGACCGGCAUAGAGUUCGAAAUACUCCAAUAUCAGGUACGUCGUUCCUUAUUCAGCCAAAAGCGAUCAUUGAUUAGCUAGAUUACCGAGCUUCUCAUUCAAAUUAAGUAUAAAACUAUGAAGGUUUUUCAUUCCUUUUUCUUUUUCCUUUGGUAGUGUUCUGAUAAAUUCGCGAAGGGAACAUUUUGACGAAGAAUCACCUGGCGAUGUUUUCACUCGUGUGUGCAUGAAUUUGUUCAGAUUUGAAAUCACGUUGUCAAAUCUUUAACGAGAGGAUCUUAUAUGUUUUCGAUCUAGAAACUUUCUUCGUGUCCUAAAAUAUCAUUCUUCUCACAAAUAUGGAAAUUUGAAAAUGAAAGUCCUGUACCUCAAAAACAAUUUAGAAUAAACACGCCAGUCACUUUCGAGUAGGUUACCUUUUAUAUCGGUUUAGAAAAGUAUCGGAAAACACUUUUUCUUCCUUUUUGCCACGUAAAAGCUGAUUGAUUCUUCUCGAACUCGCUGCUUUCUCAUUGUAGGCUUUCUCUUGGGGGAGAAAUUGCAGCUUAUUUAAAAACACAUUAAAAUUAUGUAUAUAGAUAUAUAUAUAUAUAUAUAUAUAUAUAAACAUUUUGAGACUAGAAAAAGGACCAAAAGGACUCUGUGGGUUGCAUUUAAAAGCAAGAAAGUUCAACUGACAUGAGAAUCCAUUGCUUGAAAAGGUUUUUCUUUCGAUAAGGGUUUACCAAUCCACAACGCACACUUGAAAUUUAAGAGCGCCAAUGAUCUUAUUAGAUCACUGGAUGACCAAAAAAGAAAAUAAAAAUAAAUGCAGAAUCUGCGCUUUGGUUAAUUACUAUUUUUUACUCCAUUUGAACCAAUAUUCUUUUUAAAAAAACAUUACUUUUUAAUCAUUAGGGGGGAAAUUUGAACCAAAGAAGCGAUAUAUCAGUUAAAUGCUAAGACCUAAACCCGACUCAUGUGAAGACAACGUGGACAACGAGCUGAAGCGACACGCUUGCAAUUGACUGAAACAAUGGCGAGUUCAACGAAAGAUGGAAACCAUACAAUCACAAACCAAGAAUAUUUCUGCGUUACAGGUCUUAAGGAGUCUCAUGCGAUAAUACUCUCAAUUUUGAACAUUCCUCUUUUCAUCAGUGCUGUUUUAGGAAAUAUUCUGAUCAUCGUUGCUCUUCGAAAGGUUUCUUCCCUUCAUCCGCCAUCGAAACUUCUGCUCAGUUGCCUUCGGAUUUGGUACGUACGGAUUUGGUAAUGAACCUCAUCUGAGGUCAUCUCGAUCAUGUGUUUCAGACAAAAUUAGACACAAGGUUACAAUAUAUCAUACUGAGUAGAUCUACAGGGUUGUCAUUAAAAGAUGGUAGGUGGUGGAAACCCACAGGCUGUCAAAUCAUUUUGUGCCAGCUACAUGAAUUGGGAAUGGAGACAGAAAUGUUUGUUUUUAAAAUGAUUCUACCAUCAAUGCAUGGCUACAAAGAGUUGCUCAAUUAUGUCCCAGACAGCUGUCACAACUCACAAAGUUUGGAAUUUUUUCAGGAGCAUGCCCCCCCCUCUUGGUUGGUUAGUGUGUUUUCUAACUAAUUGUACUGCACUGUUUCGUAGUGUCAAAGGCACCAUUUAUUCGCAAAACACACAUAAUCUACCACAAAAUACCUGUGGGUGAGGUAAUUCGACAUUUUCGUUCUUUCCCACAUUAAUAUUCUUCUCUUCUUUUGUAAGAAUGUAGACAUCACUCACAAUGUUUCAAGUAAUCCACCCACCCUACAAAAAAGUAACUCUUGCAUGCAUAGCGUGCCUAUGUUUUGAAAUAGUCCUAUUUGGGCUGUUGUCAUCUAAAGGCAGAACCUUUCCCUUUUUUUUCCGUGGGUUAUUGCAAACGAAAAACACGGCAAACAUAAUCAUCAGAGGAGAGACCGUCAACGUUUCCUUCAACUAGCUCUGUCUCAGGAAACAUUGCAUGAGACGAGGAAAAGUCAAAUUGUUACUCGGGUAGCAGACAUUGACAGUAUUUACGUUUUUAUCUAAUUUUUACUAAAUAAUUUGCAGCGCUUGGGAAUUCAAUAUCUCAUUUGAAAGAGCACAAAAUACUCUCGAUAUGAAUGGUUUACCGAAAGUUAAAAAAAAUUUUCUUUUAACAAAAUAUUACAUUGGCAAUUGAAAGAAGAUACUCUAUUCGGUUGGGUUUUAAUACCCACAAAAUCACUCACAAAUCAGCUUAACAUGAGAUUUGACCAAAGUUAUUGAGAUCUAAGCUUCUUCUAAGAGAAAAACUGUCACGAUCCCUGAUAUAAGCCAUUUUAUGAAGCAAAACACAGCAAUGUAAAUAUUAUUUACAUUCGUCCAUUAUCAAGAGAACGUGCUAAUAUUCCAAGAAAGGUUCCGCUUACCUCAAUCAUUCCGCCUAUAAUUUCGCGUUAGGAACCUAAAUUACUCUCUAAAUAGCUUGGGGAAACCUUGAAAACCAUGUUUACAAGCUCACAAAUUGCUUGGGUACAUUCACUUCCAGGAAAGACCGCGAAAAGCCCUCAACAUCAAUUUGGUCCGCACACAUUUGCUCACAACUGUCCUGACUCAGAUUGGCGUAAUGAUUGGUCAACUUCACUUCCUGUCGACCAAAUUUGGUGCAGACCGGGUGUAACGCAAUCUCCCGCGCAAGAGAGGGAGAGAUAGAGCGCUUUCAAAGUAAUACAGCUUCCUCGAGGCCAAUAUUGUUAACUUAUCUGAUCUGGUUAUGUAAAACUCAACACAAGCGAUAGUAAUCGUAAUAACCCUUCAACCCUAUAGGAUAUCUAGCAUCUAUUUCUCUCUGAGGUAUCACCGCUAAAUCUAACCAUAAGGCUCAUGAGAAUUUAACAAAAGAUCGCAAACUUAAAAAGCUAUUGAUCUUAUCGACAUUUCCCUCGUCACUGCUGUGCAUAGGAAAUGUAUAGAGACCAGCAUGGAGAAUAUAAAUGCCGAUUUUAGAGUGUUAUGGGUCAACCGGUCAAGGAAACCUUAGAUGCAUUAUAGCACGAAACCUGUAUUAAGUGCCGCUCCCGCCUGGAGCGGUCCUCUCGACAUCCCUUCGAAAAAAGAUGGUUCAAAUUUCCUCUUAUUCACGUGCACAUGUACGCAUAGUUUACAAAAAAUCAAGCUGGGAAUUGCCUUGAGACCUGAAUUGGUAAACGAAAUAUACAAGCUAAAGGGGUCAAUUGUUUUGGAUGUGCAAGCUUUGACUUUCGUUUUUUCACAUUGGAUGACGAAAAAGUCAAGUCACUGCACUUCUUUUCAGCAUUUCUGUCGCAGCGUUUUGUAGCAUUUUAUAUCCAACGUAUUGCUUUAGGCAUAAUCUCUGUUGCACUUUUAUCGUACAUAGUAACCACAACUUUCUGCCUCACCAAAAUAUACCUCACUCUUCGCCCUUCUCAGCAGGCACAAGAGCAAGACCAAGAUCACCAAGGACAACGGAAUGGAGAAGGCAAUCAACUGAACAAAGCAAGGUACAGUGAAAUACUGUUUACAGCACUGCGGGUACAAAUGACACUAUUGGCCUGUUAUCUCCCACUCAGUUUAGUCUUAGGUCUCAUAACCACGGGAUUACAAACGCCAACAAUUUUCUUCCUCUGGCUCUGACAGCUUUAAUUCGACUCUUAACCCAUUCUGGCCUGUACAGUUUGAAGAUGAGAGAUAUAAAACAAGCAGUGAAGGGCUCUUUCAGGAAAUAUGCUUACUGUCAAAUUAAGCGUUUAAAAUAAGAUUCAUAACGGGAAUGAUCUUUACACUUGAAGUGCAUGCAUUUGACUAGAUUGCAGACAUAGAAGCCAAAAGAAAUCGGACUUAGACAGAUUUUAAACCCUCGCCGCCUGAUAUCAGGUAGAAGUUGGACGCCAUCAGCAAACGUUUGUAUUACAAGUGAGUAGACUGUCGAUGUUCUGAUCAAAAGACGGUAACGCGCUUUGAUAGCGACAAUCGACAGAACAGGCGGCGAAAAGUUGGUAUUUUAUUUCGAGACCUAUUGGAAAAGAGAAUUAACUGGAAUAUGUUUCAUAAAGAACAUGGUACAUGUAUACGUCGAUAUCAAUCAUAAUUUAGCAUUUGAGAGGGGAAAAAGAAUGAAGAUCUUGCUCUAAGGUCAAGGCACCGGCGUCAGAAAUUGAGAUACACAUUAGAUUUUUGCACGUGGCACACAAAAUGAUCACUGUAGUGUCCUGAGGGUAACCGGUCAAGUCGCCCGAAAGUCAUCUCGCCCGAAGUCAUGUCGCCUGAAACCAGAGUCAUGUCGCCCGAAAUUCAUAGUCAUGUCGCCCGAAAUCCUAAGUCAUGUCGCCCGAAAUCCUAAGUCAUAUCGUCCGAAAUUUUAACGAGUGUUUAAUCUUGAAGAAAAGGAACAAUCGCAAGGAAUAAACUCGUAAAAUGUUGACUUGUAAAAUGUUUUCGUCCGCUAACCUAUGCGAAUAUCAAGUUAAACAAAGACUCAAAUAUCGCUGUUCAUUUCAGCGUUGUUCGUUGCUAUGAACUAAACUACUCAUUCUACAGUACAGAUUCUAGUAAUUAUAAGCGGAACACUUUCAGUUAUCGGAAUUUUCACACAUAUCAGAAAAAUACAUCAAGUUCUCUUAGUUUGAUUUAUCGUAUAAAAAACAACCUGAAACUUUUACAACAGUUUUUUUUGUUUAUUGUUAACCACGCGAACAAAGCGUGUUAGCAUCAUUCCCCUUAUCAGACGCGGCAUAAAUUAUCACGACUUGUUCAGUUGUUCCUUGUUUCCUCGGCCGGUCGCAUGCAAAUUUUGUUCCGGUUAACCAUAUAUAAAGAGGGUAAAUUAAUAACAGCCACCUCAUUCCGAGAUAAUCAGCUAGCUGAAACACGAGAUCGUUACGCGUACGCAAAAGAAUUAUACAAUGAGCUUUCAUCCCUGUAUCGAGUGCGGAAAUGAAUUUCGAUCACGCCACUCAGUGCGACGAUUGCGGCUUUUGGCAGCAUCAUAUCUGCGGGACUGGUAUCGAUCAAGCCACCUACCGUUUGGCAAUAAUCAGAGGAAGAAUAGAUUGGUUGUGCGUUGCAUGUUCUCUUGCGGCUUGAUUUUAAGAUUAUUAUCUCCGUGAUAUCAAACGACAGCGAAACGAACAACCUGAGUUUCACGAGUCAAAAUUUUACGAGUUUAUUCCUUGAGAUUUACUUAAGAUGUUACUUUUCUUCAAGUUUAAACACUCGAUUUCGGGCGACAUGACUUAGGAUCUCGGGCGACAUGACCAUGAAUUUCGGGCGACAUGACUCUGGUUUCGGGUAACAUGACUUCGGGCGAGAUGACUUUCGGGCGACUUGACCGUAAAUCGUCCUGAGUACUAGAUAGUUACAAAAAGGUAGCAUUUAUUUAGUGGUAUUACUGUAUGACUACUGGAUGAUAUGAAAGUACUGUAAGAUUAUCGUGCUUGGUUGAUGGACAGAGGAUUGUUGAUUGAAGACAGAAUAUAGAAGGCAAAGGAAGAGUGAGUUUUCCCUGAAUGACCCACUUAAUGAAUACACAACAAUUACUUUGUGGGAAACAAGCUCUCACGAUGACUACUGGCGAGCAUUGCGCGAAAUAAGUUGAACCAAACAACCACUGUGUUGAUGAAGACAAAAUUGAAUUUCAGUGAAAUAAUGAAAACAACACACAAUUUCGUUAAAAUAAUACAUUUCGAAACUGUUCCAUUGAGGAAAACCAGCUUUGAUGGUUUGUCAUUUUCACUGAACACGUGUUUGAAACUCGUGAGAACUGUUUAGGCCCCUUGUUAUUAGUACAAGCUUCUUUAAAGGAACCUUACUUUGCAGGGGGUGGGGUCUUCCUAGUAGCAUUUACAGGAAGAGUAUUGUUUGUGUUCUUUCAUCUUUUUAUCUUAGAUGUCUUUUUAAAGGUGGCCUUUCUUUUUGAUAAAAUCAAAUGAAAUUAAAUUAUAGCUUAACCUCGCUUGGGUCGUCUGCUCCUUGUGGGGCCGCCUUACUUUGGGGCCUCAACCUUACUUUGCAGGGGGUGGGGUCGCCUUAGUAGCAUUUAUAGGAGUAUUGUUUGUGUUCUUUCAUCUUUUUAUCUUAGGUUUCUUUGGAAAGGUGACCUUUCUUUUUGAUCAAAUCAAAUGAAAUUAAAUUAUAGCUUAACCUCGCUUGGGUCGUCUGCUCCUUGUUCUCCUAUGUGUUUCAUUCGGUUCCGGUGUUCAUGUCAAUCUAGGUAAUUCUAGGUAGUAUUUACUGACUAUAAAGCGACAAAUAUCGUUACAACUCUUUUAUCACAGAACAAGAGUCUUGCAUAUGGGCUAAAAACAAAAGAAACAAUUGUUAGAAACAGCAUUAAUUCAUUCAACGCGGCAAAGAAAAGGUUUUUUUAAUUAAAAUUCCCGCCGAGCUUAAGUUUAAUAUCGAUUUUCGCUAUGAAACCUUUUUAAUUAUUAAUUUAAAACUAAAUAGGUUUGUCUUACCGCCACAGAGGUCUGUAUAGAAUAUUAUAGACCACCCAAGAAGACCAUGAAAAGGCUUUAUAUGGAGAAGAUAUCUUUUAAUUUCUUCUAUCGAAGGUUAGCCUGCAACGGCCGAAUAAUGGUCUUACUCCAAAGUUAUUUGUUUUUUUUUUAAGGUUUCGCAUGCCCUAAUUGCAAACGCUCUCUUUAAUUAGAUGAAGCAUUGUUUAACAGAGAGAAUAAUACCGCCGUAUGGUUAAGAAGCAUUCAUAUUACCCUUGAUAGAAUUUGGAAGUUGUCUCAGACAACAGUUUUAACUAAUUUAACGUAAGUUUUUAAUUUCUCUCACAGCCGCACGCAAGAGUCUAAUUGCUCGCUUUUAUCAUAGCAUCUGACUGUAGGCUGACUGACUUCUUUUGUGUUAAAACCAGUUAUCUCUACAAGGACAAGAUUAGGAAAGGCCUGUGACAAAUGUGCAUUUUAAUCCAUACAUGUAAGGUUAGUAUCUGCAAAGUUUCAACACGAGUGAAUUCGUUCCCAGUAAAUAACUGUAUUUCUCACUGAUUAAUCAGUUAGACAACAAUUGCUUGAUGUCAAAGAUUACACAAACAAAAAAUUUCAGUGUCGAAAAUGAGAUUUUACAAGUUUCCUGUGUUGUUGUUUUGAUAAAACCGUUAGGAAACCGCGUUGAAGAUAAAUAUAAGCUGGAAAUCAUUUCGUUCUUCUAGCGCAUAUAUCAAUUAUGUCCCUUUUUAUUCAUUUUAUCGUCUCGUAUGUGUAAGAACGAAGCAAUGACCUUUCUAGUUGGGUAUAGUUAACAUUUUUUCCCCAUAAAAUGCGAAAGACGAAAAGCAAAAGCUUGCAACUUCAGAUAAAUUGAGUGUGUGGCUUUUUAUCGCCUUCAACAAUAAAAAGCUUGUGUAACUUACACCUAAAUUUUGAAAUCACUGACUGAGCGCCGAGCAAAAGCAGAGUGAUCGAUUUGGACAGUUUUUCCGAAAAAAAGGCCAUAAUAUUCGCCAUACCGUUUUUAAUAAGUGACUGGCAAAGAUUGAGCAUGGUUAAGGAUGACUGACGUUAUCUUCAACAGAAUUGCCAUUCGUUAGUCCAUUUUACAACUUUUCUCCAUAAUGAAAAAGUACUUUUUAAUCUUCAGGAGACAUUCAUAUCUGCACCGAAUGACAUUUGUCUCAACUGAAGCCAAAGAAGGUGACUACAGAGACAUAACUCUUCUUGUGUCACGACCAUUGCCGGCGGGACAAGCAAAACCGAUACGCUCGACUGACAUAAUUAAUGGCGAAUUCAACUGAAGAUGAAAGCCCUACAUUUGUAAACCAAGAAUUUUCGUGCGUUUCAGGUGUUACAUUAGCUCAUAGAAUAAUUUUGCUAAUGUUUGGUAUUCCUCUGUCCAUCAGUGCAGUUGUCGGAAAUGUUCUGAUCAUCGUUGUCCUUCACAAAGUGUCUUCUCUUCACCCGCCGUCAAAACUUUUGCUCGCCUGCCUUGCAUUCACAGAUUUGAACGUCGGUCUUAUUGCGCAUCCUCUUUUUUGUGGUCUCUUAUUUCCUCCAAAGCGCCCGAGUAGUUGUUCCAGGUUUUUGAUCGUUCUUAAUACGAGUAUUUUGUUUAGCGCUGUAUCUUUGUCAACGAUGACUGCAAUAAGUGUCGACAGACUUCUCGCUCUGUUGCUAGGGCUAAGAUACAGGCAAGUUGUAACUGUGAGGCGAGUAAAAAUUUCCAUCGUUGCUCUUUGGAUUUUGUGUUCCUUUGUCGUAAUGAUGGUGAUUUACGGCAAUCGACGCAUGGCUUCUGGUAUUUUCUCUGCAGGAUUUGUAAUGUGUAUAGUAAUCUCCACUUUCUGUUACACCAAAAUUUAUCGCACACUUCGUCUUUCUCAAGUACAAGUCCAAGACCAAAGUCACCAAGGACAACAGAAUGAAGAAGGAACUCCACUGAACAAAGAGCGAUACAAAAAGACAGUGUCCACAGCACUGUGGGUUCAAAUAACAUUACUGGCUUGUUAUGUUCCUUUUGGAUUAGUCUCAGUCUUUGUAAAUACCACAUUACGCACGCCGUCGAUUUUCUUCGCCUGGCUUCUUAGUAUAACGCUUUUGUACUUUAACUCGACUCUAAAUCCAUUACUAUACUGCUGGAAAAUGAGAGAACUAAGACAAGAAAUGAAGAACGUUAUCAGAAAAAUCUGGUGCAUAUCUGACUUAAGCGUUAGAGUACAUAACACAAAUGAGCCUCACACUUGAAUAGCAGUCGAACAAAUCUAGACAAAGUACCAACUCGAUCGCGCCUCCUAAAUCAGAUAUUUGUUAGGCGUUAUUACCAGAAGUCUCUAAUAUAGGUUAAACUGUCCAUGUUCUGAUUAACAAGCAGCGAUGGUUAUUGAAAUCGAAAGCAGAUUUAAGAUAUGAUUAAUAUGUAGUCAUUGUAAUGGCAGCCUAAACAAGUUGGACCGUGACCAUUCACAAAAGCAGAGUUAAGCUUGUUAAGCUAACAUUUAUAAUGAAAAUACCCACAAAUCUAUUUACAUAAUAUGUAUGCAAACAGCAACACAUUAGUUAAACCAGCUACAUGUUUAUACUUACAAGAACUGUUUAGGCUUCCUGUUCUUAGACGUACUCUGAUGACAAAUAACGUGGCUACCCGGCCAAACCAUACAAAAAUCUUUUUUGGAGUACAAGUGUACACUUUUGGAGAUAAUUAAAUAAUUAGAGAAGAACACUAUCGUAUUUUUGUCUCAUCUGCGUCGUAUUCUCAUAUAGAUGUAUGUUGCACACACAAAGGAAAAAAUGUUACCCGCGCGUAUCCUUUAAUCGUUUUCACUUGGUAAUGGAGAUAAUUUUACAAAUUACCGGCGCGUCUCUUAAAUGUGACCCAUACCACAAGAGAGAAGUUUAAAAAAAUUGCUAAACUUGUGAUCGUAGAGUCGUUCCCGAUGGUCUUCACAAUGCGUUAAGUCGGCAAGUGGGGCAUGAUAACACGGAGGGUGAUUGGAACGAGAAAGCGCCAGUCAGGCGUCAACAUCUUUACUCCUUCCAUACCCUCUAUGUCCCCGUACCACGCGCGAAAUGAAUGUUAGAAAUAUAGCGUUUGAUACUAUAAUAUAGUUUCAUUAACAUGUUUCAAUCAAUUUUCCUCCGUUUUAAGCUGUGGUUAGAUUAUUGCUAAAGGUGCAAAACGCCUUCGAAACACUCUUAAUAAUUGAUCAAAAAACCUCAAUAUGGCAAUAAACAAAUGAAACUUUACUGUAGGUAACAUUCAAAUUACCCAUGAUUCCACUUUCAAGUUUUCACAAAGAACUGAAUCGUCCAAUCAAGGGCAUCUAACCUAAUUAGUCACAUUUGUGACAUACGCAAUAGGUGGAGGCGAGCACGGUUUAAUCUUACAGCGUAUUCUAAUAAAACUGAAGCGGCUACAGCACCAGCAUGGAGUUUAAGUCAUUCUUAUAUCAGAUACGUAGUUCCAGUGUCAAAAACGAUAGCUUGAUUAUACAGAUUACUCAAGAGAACUUUUCAUCAAUUUAAACUAGAGACUAAAAAGGUUUUCUUUUUUGGUUGUGUGUGUGGCACUACUUACGAAAAGAAUAAUUGACGACGUCAAAACACCUGGCGAUGUUUUAAGAAUUUCAAAACAGCAACUUACAUUUGGUCCGGGGUGCUGAGUAACAUUCAAAUUACCUUUGAUCAAAUUAGCAAUCAAAAGCAAAUUUUCAAUUAAAAGCAUCCAUUUUCAACACACACAUAAUAGUCAGCUGGGAGAACCGACUGUUUCAUCCCUUUGUGUGAAUGAGCACUCCAAUAACCAACAAACAGUAGAGACAAAGAUCAAAGAAAAGCAAACUGCUUAAUCUUCCUAUUUAUCCGCGUUACAAGACCAGCGUAGAAUUCGAAAUACUCCAAUAUCAGGUAAGUAGUUCCUUAUUCAGUCAAAAGUGAUCAUUGAUUAACUAGAUUACCCAGCUUCUCAUUCAAUGUAAGUAUAAAACUACGUAGGUUUUUCAUUCCUUUUUCUUUUUCCUUUAGCGGCUCAGAUAAGUUCGCGAAGAAACAUUUUGACGAAGAAUUAGCUGGCGAUGUUUUCCCUAGGGUGUGCUUGAAUUUGUUCAGAUUUGAAAUCACUUUAUCAAAUCUUUAACGAGAAGGUCUAAUAUGUUUUCGGUCUAUAAGCUUUCUUCGUUUCAUUUAAUAUGGAAAUUUGAAAAUGAAAGUCCUGUACCUCUAAAACAAUUCAGAAUAAACACGCUGGUCACUUUCGAGUAGGUUACCUUUUAUAUAGGUUUAGAAAAGUAUCGGAAAACACUUUUUCUUCCUUUUUGCCGCCUAAAAGCUGAUUGGUUCUUCUUGAGCUCGUUCCUUUCUCAUUUUAGGCUUUCUCUUGGGGGGGAAGAAAUUGCAACUUAUUUGUAUUAAAAAACAGAAUAAAAUUAUGUAUGUAGACAUGAAAAAAACAUUUUAAGACUAGCAAAAGGACCAACAGCGGGUUGCAUUUGGAAGCAAGAAAGUUCAAUUGACAUGGUAAUCUAUCGCUUGAAAAUGUUUUUCUUUCGAUAAGGGUUUACCAAUCCACAACGCGCACUACGAAUUUAAGAGCAUGAUCCAGCCAUGCGGGCUUUUAUCAAGCCGACUAGGAAGGACAAAGUUGUGUGGAAUUAGCAUCAGUAAGCCAUAGAGCAAGAUACAUAUUUAUGCAUCACUGAUAGAAUACCACGGAGAGCAAUCAUGAUCUAAUUAGAUCACUGGAUGGCCAAAAAAGAAAAUAGAAAUAAAUACAGAAUCUGCGCUUUGGUUAAUUACUAUUUUUUACUCCAUUUGAACCUAUAUUCUUUUUAAAAAAACAUUACUUUUUAAUCAUUAGGGGGGAAAUUUGAACCAAAGAAGCGAUAUAUCAGUUGACUGCUAAGACCUAAACCCGUCUCAUGUGAAGACAACGUGGACAACGAGCUGAAGCGACACGCUUGCAAUUAACUGAAAUAAUGGCGAGUUCAAGGGAAGAUGGAAACCAUACAGUUGCAAACCAGGAAUAUUCUUGCAGUAUGGGUCUUGAGGAGACUCAUAAGAUGAUAAUCUCAAUUUUGGGCAUUCCUCUUUUCAUCAGUGCAGUUUUAGGAAAUAUUCUGAUCAUUGUUGCUCUUCGAAAGGUUUCUUCCCUUCAUCCGCUAUCGAAACUUCUGCUCAGUUGCCUUUCGUUUACGGAUUUGGUAAUGAACCUCAUCUGCCAUCCUCUUUUUGCUGCUAUUUCUUUCUCCCCAGAGAAAUCGGUUGUUUGUUACACCCUUUGGAUCCUUUAUACUAUCGCAGCUUUUGCGUUUAGGGGUGCCUCUUUGUCGACAACGACUGCAAUUAGUGUGGACAGACUUCUCGCUCUAUUACUUGGGCUGAGAUACAGGCAGGUGCUAACUGUGAGGCGAGUAAAAUUCCUUACUUUUUUUCUCUGGCUUAUAAGCGCUUCUGCAGCAAUAGUAACAUUCUAUGGUUCACGUCUUGCUUCACGCAUGGCCUUUGCAGCAGGACUGGUUUAUGUUGCGCAAUAA